AUGGACCGCCCGCCGAAUCUUCGCGUGGUCCUCGCGGCGAUGGCUCUCUUCCUCGCGCCCUUCUCGUACCUCGCGUUCGUGCACUACCCCCUGGCCGCCGAUCUGCGGCGAUCCAUCCUAAUCUGCGGGGCCAUUAGCCUCGGCGGCUUCUUCGUCGUGCUCCGCCUCAUCCCCGUCGCCGCCCGCUACCUCCUCCGCCGCGGGAUGUUCGGCAAGGACAUCAACAAGAAGGGCUUGCCCAUGGGAGAGAUCACAGUGCCUGAGUCACUAGGCAUUGUUGUUGGGAUUGUAUACCUGGUCAUUGCUAUUCUAUUUCAACAUUUCAACUUCACAGCGGAUUCCAUUUGGCUUGUUGAAUAUAAUGCAGCAUUAGCAUCAGUCUGCUUUAUGAUUCUUCUUGGAUUUAUUGACGAUGUUCUUGAUAUUCCAUGGAGAGUGAAACUGCUGCUGCCUACGAUUGCAGCACUUCCUCUGCUUAUGGCGUAUGCUGGUGGUACUUCCAUCAUCAUUCCAAAGCCUCUAGCAUCCUAUGUCGGAGUAGAAGUUCUGGAGUUAGGUUGGAUGUACAAGCUCUUCAUGCUUUUGUUAGCAGUUUUUUGUACAAAUUCAAUCAACAUACAUGCUGGCCUGAAUGGUCUUGAAGUUGGGCAGACAGUUGUCAUAUCUGCUGCGGUUUUGAUACAUAAUGUAAUGCGCAUAGGAUCUUCUAAAGACCUUGAAACUCAGCAAGCUCAUGCAUUCUCUAUUUAUCUUGUCCUGCCUUUCCUGACCACUUCAUUGGCUUUGCUGGGUUUUAACUGGUAUCCUUCAUCUGUUUUUGUUGGUGAUACAUACACCUAUUUUGCUGGGAUGACUUUAGCUGUGGUGGGUAUUUUGGGACAUUUCAGUGAGACAUUAUUGCUCUUCUUUUUACCCCAGGUUCUUAAUUUCUUGUGCUCAGUACCACAGCUCUUCCACUUCGUUCCUUGCCCAAGACAUAGGUUGCCAAGGUUUGAUACUCAAACAGGACUGCUGACAGGCACCAAAGAUGGUAACCUUGUUAACAUAUUCCUUAGGUUGUUUGGGAAGUGCUCAGAGAAGUCCCUUUGCAUAAGGCUUCUUAUAUUUCCAGGCUGUGUCAUGCCUAUUCUGCUUUUGGCUGAGAUACAUGCUUACUGGAUGGUACAAAUGAAUGAUCACCUGAAACAGAACAUCGCGUCGGUUUCCAUGAUACAGUCGAAAUCUGUUCAUCUGACGGCUGCUGCUCUCUCAGAUAUCCGUAUACUAGCAGCAACCCUGAAAAAAGGGGUAUAA
Molecule: messenger RNA, 1293 nt
Organism: Triticum turgidum subsp. durum (durum wheat)
Lineage: Eukaryota; Viridiplantae; Streptophyta; Magnoliopsida; Poales; Poaceae
Source: the annotation of a GenBank genome assembly